This is a messenger RNA of Arachis ipaensis, 1085 nucleotides long. The record is from RefSeq and is a predicted model, not a curated record. Lineage: Eukaryota; Viridiplantae; Streptophyta; Magnoliopsida; Fabales; Fabaceae.
GCUAAUUUUUUUUUUCUAACUCUCUAAAAGGAGUUUUAACAUUCCAAAGUUUCAAGAGUAAGAAAUCGCGUACAUACCGGAUAAAAAUUGAGAAAACUAUUUCCGCAGAGAUAGCAACGUCUAGUUCUAGUCGUCUAUGUCUUGGAGCAGAGAGCAGAGAGCUCUCCCUCAAACUUAUGGAUUUCAGUUGAAAAAGCAGUGCGCUUUCAUGACAGAGUGCUGGCUCAUGGAUUUCAGUUUAAUCAAGUCACUUAUGGUCUCUGUAAGACCGGACACACAUCAGCUGCUAUUCAAGUGUUGAGAAAGAUCCCACGGUAUGGCAUUGCUCCUGAUGUCUUCAUGUACAGCGCAAUUAUUGAUAGCCUCUGCAAGGAUACACUUGUAAAUAAGGCAAAAUAUGUAUUCAACACAAUGGCUAAGAGUAGACCGUUUCCUAAUGUUCGGAGUUACAAUAUCAUGAUUAAUGGCUUUUGUAAGAGUAAAAUGAUCGAUGAUGCCUUGAAUCUCUUCGAAGAGAUGUGUCGCAAGAACUUGGUUCCUGACACGGUAACUUACAAUACUCUAGUUGAUGGCUUGGGAAAGUCAAGGAGAAUCCUUUGUGCCUUGGAGCUUCUUGAAAAGAUGCAUAAUCGAGGUCAACCUAAUAUAGUCACUUACAGUUCUUUGCUGGAUGCUUUGUUCAAUAUCAAACAACAUGACAAGGCACUUAUGUUAUUCAAUCAAAUGAAAGAGAGUGGCAUUGAUCCGAAUAUAUAUACAUACACCAUACUUAUAGAUGCCAUGUGCAAAAGUGGAAGACUUAAAAAUGCAAAAGAGAUUUUUCAAGAUCUUUCAAUUAAAGGCUGUUCUCCAGAUGUGAGGGCUUACAAUAUUAUGAUCCAUGGACUCUGCAAAGAGGGAUUUUUUGAAGAAGCAUUGGCCUGCUGUCGGAAAUGGAAGACAAUGGUUGCUUACCAGAUGCUGUGACUUUUGAAACCCUUAUUCGUGCUUUGUUUGAAAAGGAUGACAAUGACAUGGCGGAGAAACUUCUUCGGGAAAUGGUUGCUAGAGGCUUAUUGAAUUGAUAAAAGGAUCAAAGAUGCUAA